Molecule: messenger RNA, 3616 nt
Organism: Babesia bovis T2Bo
Lineage: Eukaryota; Apicomplexa; Aconoidasida; Piroplasmida; Babesiidae
Product: ankyrin repeat domain containing protein
Exons: 1
Coding region: 90-3614 (1174 amino acids)
Molecular function (GO): protein binding
Source: RefSeq, a predicted model, not a curated record
UCACCAGCGCUGAUUGAUCUUUAUUAUUAACACAUCGACGUAAAUAGAUAACACAUCGUUCGGCAACUUUUUAAUAAAUAAUUCCAACUAUGUUAAAUGAAGAACGAUAUUCUUGUAUGUCAAGCCAUGAAGAUCCCAUUAGUGCAGCGGCUCCUGAGGAAAAAGCAUCUCAAGAAGCCGUUACCGUACAUUCGUCCUCUUCAAACCAUUCCACAGGAUCGUCUAAUGAUAUAAGAGAUGAGCGUAUGUACAAGACGAGAGGGGAACAAUUGAUUGAAAAGCGGAGAUGGAAAGAAGCAAUUCGGGAGCUCCACUGUCGCCUUUAUUUUUUAGAGAUGGAUACAAAUGAAUAUAAGGAGACUUUGGAUAUGAUAUAUUUGGCCAGGCGUCAUCUUCUUGUUGAAGUGAUGCCCAUUCCUGUAGUUUUUAAGGAAAUGCUUUUUUUACGUAACAUAGAAGAGAAAUGGUCUAAAUGGAUAUCGCAAAUGGGAUACACAGAGCAUAUGGUCAAUUUCAAUCAAUCUAACAAUGCAAUUGAUUAUAGGGGGAGUACAAUGUUUACCAAAAUAGCAUUAAAGCAAGGGAGUUUGGUCAUGCGAAUUCAACCGUUUGCCACAUCUCCUUGGAGUAUGGAAACCAGGUCUGGAGAAGACGGGGAAUUCCAGGUUGCAGAAUACACCAGUUGCUUUCAUUGUCUUUGUACCAUCAAUCACGUUUCUGAUUUGUAUUAUGAGAAUAAUACUCUUAUAGCGUGUCCGUGCAACCCUUAUGAGUGCCCGUAUGCGUUUUGUUCCGAAGAGUGUUUUUUAAAUAACGGGGCAGUUCAUACAUUAGAAUGCGAAUACUUGGUGAAAUUAAAAUCGUUUGCGGUAAAUAUGCUGAAUGAGACUUUUGUACUAUUGGUGGUGAGAACACUUAUACGUUGCGGUUUAUGUAGGGAUAUAAACAGCCACAAACCUGUCGAAAUAUCUGGAAACACUGCAUCUUAUAGUAGCGAUGAUAUUCUACAGCGCAUUCUUGAUUUUAAGGUGAAUUACUCCUUAAUUGAGAAGAGGCACAAAUCGGUUUUAGAAGAUAUACAAACAUUUGCGCAUUUUUUACUGAACGAACUUGGUGGUCAGUUUUGUUUGUUUCUUACGCAUAGGGAACUUGUGCAUUUAAUAGUAGUGUUGUGGACUAAAAGUUUGGCAAUAUCUCCUGAGAUCUACAUAGGGUCGGAGAGUAUUAAAUUAGGCGGUGUUGCUUUUAGUAUAGAUUUUUUUAAUCUUCAGCAAUCGGUUACUCCUACACUUAGUGUUAACUUUGACUCGGAUGGCAAAAUAUCGAUACGUUCCAUUUACGCUAUGGAACCUGGAACCAGGUUAUACAUCAAUACUGCGUUGGAUAAAUAUUUACCAUCAUUUAAGCAAAACGUUGAGUUUUGGUCUGUUGGAUUGUAUUUAUCUUCUGAGAUGGGUGAUGCCCCUGUAGUUAACAAAAUGCCGGGCAUAUGCUCUAUACGCUGUAGCAGUUGUAUAACGUCUUUUUGUCAUGUUGAGCGAGUUAAUGACGCUACUUCAAUGUCAACGGCAGAAUAUAGGAUGCAGAAUCAGUAUGUUUGGUCUUGCGAACGAUGUUCCACCCUGCAGCAGGACGAUCUCAAUAUGUUGCAGAGUAAGGCGGAAGAUACGCUUCGACGUGUGCAUCGUCUUAAAAGUUGUGGACACUAUUUGACUGCGAAGAAGAUACUCGAGGGUUUUUUGUGGCGAUGGGCUGGUGUAUUACAUACGAACCACUAUCUUCUGUAUAACGCUCAUGUAAUGCUUGCUGGUAUUAAUAUGAACAAGGCUGGAUCGAAUAUUACUGAGGCACUAAUUCAUUUGACAGCUGCAGUGCUUAUGGCAGAGGAAAUGAUGCCUUUAGUAUGCCACGAGAAGGCUCAUCUAUAUUCGCGACUAGCGGAUUUAAUGGGUCAGUUGGUGCUGAGUGACCGUGUAAAUCGCAAAGAGAACAUAGAGUUCAAAAAGAUGACGAUGGAGGCAGCCUAUGCAGCCCUUUGGAAUUGGACAGUGUUGGCAGGUGCUGGGUCACGUGAAGCAUUAUCGCAUAUGCAGAAAUGCAGAUCUUUGGCAUUUCAAAUGAAUAUACAUGUUCCAAGCUUAUCAACGCAUUUUGUUAUUAACGUUCCUGGUAGAUACAUGGAGAUUUUCAAGUUGGUAACUGGGAAAUGUGUAAUACCAUCAAUUCACUUUUCUUCACGAGGCAAGGUGGAUGUUAUUUCUCCUGACAACGUGGCAACAGUUGCUUUUAUGGCAGCUCAGAGUGGUGUGCUUGAUGACGGUGUUUUGGAAUUGCUAAUGUCCGUGGAGUCACGUGGUAUAGUCCAUAUGGGUACCGGUCUAAGUAUAAUGGGCAUUGCUGCAUCUAAUGGCAACGUUGAACUUGUGAAAGCUAUAACUGAAUCGAUUGUCGCUAAAGUUGCAAAGACAUUUGAUUUUUUAACGAAAAAUGAAACCACUGAUGAGGCCGAAGAGACUAUUGUCAACUUGAUAAUAUCUCUAGUUGGUGGGAAUGAAUUAGGUAUAACGCCAUUAAUGGCUAUGGCGUCUGUUCCUGUCGACAGUAAUACCCAAGCGAUAAAAAAUGAGAUAAUCAUAUGUCGAUUAAUGUUUGAAUGUGCUGAUAAGCUAGACGAUAUAAUUGCGAAGUACAAAGGGGAUAUAGAACCUAGACUUGCGAGCUUAAUGUGGCUCCUCUCUUCGGACGUAUCGGUUAAGAGUUUAAUUCUUGAUGCACGCACCCACAAUUUCUUCAAGUGUCAAACUUGUUUGCAUUACGCUGCAUCUAAAGGAAAACGUAACUUAGUGCAAUAUUUGGCUAGGGUGAGCGGUAACGUUAAUCAAAUAAACCUUGACGGUGCUACUCCACUACAUUUGGCUGCGCUUGGAGGGCACCUUGAAGUAUGUGAGACAUUAAUAAGUUUUGGGGCCAAACAGAACAUUCCAUUAAACACUGGUGAAUUACCCAUCCACCUAGCCAUAUACGCUCUUGAUGAGAAAACAGUGAAAUUGCUUCUUGAACCUUACGUUAGGCAAACGUCAACAAAGGAUACAACUUUCAGGAGUUUUUGCUCAGGAGAUGCCCAGAAGCGUGGUCCAUCUAUAUGGCAUGCUCUUGUUUCUGGGAUUUAUAGACCUACGCCUGACUCACCCAAUGGAUGCACAUUAGCAUUGGACGUACUGGUUACAAGGUUGGCUAAAGCGGUACAGAUCGCGCAAUACUUGGCCGAACACACAAGCGCUAAGGAAGCAUACGUCUGGUCUAACACAGCGCCGUCACAAGUUUUAUGUCAGAAGUGGCAAGAUUAUAUGGAAGCCAAUAGCAACCGCUUUGAUCCACGGGAGAACUUCAAAAGGCUUAACGUUUCCAAUGUAAAUGCUGUAUUGCAGAAGGGCAGGGCGGUAUCGGAGAAGAUAGCAUCUGAUUGUAUUUUCAAUGACGAUACAGAUGCUAUAUUUGCUGUUACUAGGGCUAUUCAGUUUCUUACACAAUUACUUCGACGUGCCGAGGAUGGCACAUCGGAUUCAACGGGUCGCCAUAUGGGUGUAAUACCCACACCCACAGAGACGCGUUAGAU